ACUCUUUUUCCUCUAUCCGCCCGCCUCCCCGCGCCAUGGCGCCGCUCCCCGCGCCCACCGCCGCCUCCGCCUUCCUCUUCCACGCCCCGCCGCGCGGCCACCACCACCACCACAAGCCUAAGCCCUCCUCCAGACCCACCACCACCCUCUGCUCCGCCGCGCCCUCCUCCACGCCGUCCCUCGCCGACCAGCUGGAGCCGCUCUCGCGCACGCUGCUCACCGACAAGCCCACCCCCGCCGCCGACCGCGCGCAGCGCCCCACCCCGGAGCCCACCUGGGUCAACCCCUCCAGGCCGCGCCCCACGGUGCUCUCCCUCCGCCGCCAGCGCCGCCGCCCGGCCGCCUCCCACCCCUCCUCGGCCCCGCUCCAGCCGCUGCUCCGCGACCUGCGCGCGCUCCCGGAGGACGCCGACCUGGCGCCCACCCUCAGCGCCUUCUUCCCGCUCCCGGGCUCCCCGCCCACCUCCUCCGACGCGCUGCUCCUCCUCAACUACCUCCACCCGUCCUGGCGCAAGACGCUCUCCCUCUUCGCCUACCUCCGGGGCCUCCCCGCCGACGCCGGCUUCACCGUCGACACCAUCCUCUUCAACGUCGCCCUCAAGUCGCUCCGCGCCGCGCGCCGCUGGGACGAGGCGGAGCGGCUGGCGCUCGACAUGGUCGACUCCGGCGUCCCGCUCGACAACAUCACCUACUCCACCCUCAUCACCGCCGCCCGCCGCUGCCGCCAGUUCGCCAAGGCCGUCGAGUGGUUCGAGCGCAUGUACUCCCCGCCCAGCGGCGUGCUCCCCGACGAGGUCACCUACUCCGCCGUCCUCGACGUCUACGCGCAGCUCCGCAUGAAGGAGGAGGUGCUGGCGCUCUUCGACCGCGCCCGCGGCAGCGGCUGGAAGCCCGACCACGUCGCCUUCGCCGUGCUCGCCAAGAUGUUCGGCGAGGCCGGCGACUAUGACGGCAUCCAGUUCGUCUUCAAGGAGAUGCGGGAGGUGGGCAUCAAGCCCAACAUCUUCGUCUACAACGCGCUGCUCGAGGCGCUCGGCAAGACCGGCAAGCCGGGCCUUGCCCGCAACCUGUUCGAGGAAAUGGCCGCCGAGGGCGUCGAGCCCAACGCGCGCACGCUCACCGCGGUGGCCAAGAUCUACGGCCGGGCGCGCUGGGGCCGCGACGCGCUCCAGCUCUGGGACCAGAUGCGCGACAAGAAGAUCCCCGCCGACAGCAUCCUCUGCAACACGCUGCUCAGCAUGUGCGCCGACGUGGGGCUGGUGGCCGAGGCCGAGCAGCUCUUCGAGGAGAUGAAGGACCCGGACCUCACCGACGUCCCCCAGCCGGACAAGUGGAGCUACACGGCCAUGAUCAACAUCUACGGGAGCAUCAAGGACGCCGACCGCGCGCUCCAGCUGUUUGUGGAAAUGCUCCAGAGCGGCAUAGAGGCCAACAUCAUGAGCUACACCAUCGUGAUCCAGUGCCUCGGCAAGGCGAACAGGAUACGGGACGCCGUGGAGGUGCUCGAGGCGGGGCUGGAGAGGGGCCUCAAGCCCGAUGACCGGCUAUGCGGGUGCCUGCUCUCCGUCGUCGCGCUAAGCAGCGGCGAGGAGACGGAGCUGGUGCUCGGAUGCCUCGAAAAGUUCAACGGAAACCUAGUCAAGCUGAUCAGGAUGCUCGGGGACGACCAGGUGGGCGCCGACGAGCUCAAGGAGCAGCUGAAGGCCGUGCUGAAUGCCGCGGAGACCGAGGUGCGCCGGCCCUACUGCAACUGCCUGAUCGACAUAUGCCAGAACCAUGGCCUCCCCGCCCGGAGGCCGAGGGAGCUCUUCCGGCUCGCCCAGGGCUACGGCCUCUACUCCAAGCUCCACAUCAGGAAGGAUGACGAGUGGCUGCUAGACCUGCGGUCGCUCUCGGUUGGCGCUGCUAAGACGGCGUUCGACGACUGGAUGGUGGCCCUCUCGGAGCGCGCUGCGCAGGGCCAGACCCUGCCACAGUCCUUCAACGUGUUCACCGGUUCCAGCACCCACAAGUUCGCGCAGGGGCUGGCCAGCGCCUUCGCCGCCCACCUCAAGGAGGCCGCGGCGCCGUUCCGCCCGAGCGAGUCCCAGGUCGGCAGCUUCGUCAGCUCCAGGGACGAGCUAGUCCCGUGGCUGCAGACGAGCAGCCCGUCGUCUCCGGUCGUCGCGGGAUGGUUGCUUCAGUAUCUGUUGGCACUGAGAGCUGCGUUCAUCGCAAACAGCAGAUUGUGUUUGUUAGUUAUGGGGAAAUUGUGGGUUCUAGUGAAGCAAAGGCGGGUCAUUUGGUGCCCAUUGCUGCCUGCUGCCGCGCUGAUAAUGGGAGAGGAGCGUCCAUCACAAACAAAGUCCCCCUCAAAAAAAAAAAUCACAAACAAAGUCGAGGCCUCCGCAUCUUCUUCCUCUGCCCCACACACGCGCGACAGACAGAAAUCGGAGGGGAUCGCCGAGCCGAGCGGAGGCCGGAGAGGGAGAAGGAAGAUGAUACUCGCCGUGCUCUUCGCCAACUCCGAGGGCAACAUCCUCAUCGAGAGGUUCCAUGGCGUCCCCGCGGAGGAGCGGCUGCACUGGCGCUCCUUCCUCGUCAAGCUCGGCGCCGAGAACCUCAAGGGCGCCAAGUCCGAGGAGCUCCUCGUCGCCUCCCACAAGUCGGUCUCCAUUGUGUAUACCAUGAUCGGGGACGUCUGCCUGUACAUUGUUGGCAAGGAUGAAUAUGAUGAGCUUGCUUUGUCGGAGGUGAUCUUCGCUGUUACGUCGGCGGUUAAGGAUGUGUGUGCGAAACCACCUACCGAGCGCCUCUUCCUCGACAAGUAUGGGAGGAUCUGCUUGUGCCUUGAUGAGAUCGUUUGGCAGGGGUUGCUGGAGAACACGGAGAAGGACAGGGUUCGGAGGCUGAUCAGGCUGAAGCCCCCCGUGGAGCCAAUAAUUCUUAUAUGUAAGAAAUGUAGAGUUAAAAAGGAGCAGCGGGAGAGCCACAAAAACAAUAUUUCCUUCCACAAGGUGUGUGAGCCGAGAGAGGAAGAGACCUGCCGGCCGGAGACGGAGACGAUGGAUCUGGUGAACGGCGCGCUCAACUGGGCGGCGAUGCCCGCCAUGGUCGCCGCCCUCCUGCUCUUCUACCCGCCAUACUACCUCUUCAAGCUCUGCUACUCCUUCCUCUCCUACCUCUUCCCCGACGACCUCAAGCGCAAGGUCGUCCUCAUCACCGGCGCCUCCUCCGGCAUCGGCGAGCAACUGGCCUACCAGUACGCCGCCAAGGGGGCAUGCCUCGCCCUGGUCGCCAGGAAGGAAUGGAGCCUCCGGCAGGUCGCCGACCGCGCCUUCGACCUCGGUGCGCCGGACGUCAUCAUUCUCCCCGGCGACGUCGCAGACCCCGACGACUGCAACAGAUUCGUUCAGGCCACAGUCGACCACUACGGACGAUUGGACCAUCUUGUGUGCAACGCUGGCAUUGCGAGCGUGGGCGCCUUUCAGGAGAUCCCCGAUGUCACUAACUACAGCUCGCAGCUUGAUGUCAACUUCUGGGGCGCAGUUCAGUCCACUUCUGCUGCCCUGCCCCAUCUUAAAAGGACCCGAGGGAGGAUCGUGGUCACCGCCUCCGCGACCGGAUGGAACCCCGUUCCGCGCAUGAUUUUCUAUAAUGCCGCCAAUGCCGCACUGAUAAACUUCUUCGAGACGCUGCGGUCGGAGCUUGGCAGUGAAGUUGGCAUCACAAUAGUGACGCCCGGGUGGAUCGAGUCCGAGAUGUCCAAAGGCAAGUUUCUCAAGGAGCACGGCGGCGUGGAGGUUGAUCAAGAAUAUCGAGAUGCUCAAAUCGGUCUCUUCCCGGUGGAGUACGCGAAGAACUGCGCGAGGGCCAUGGUGCAGGCAGCUCGCCAAGGUGACCGUUACCUCACCGUGCCGUCAUGGUUCGGAACAAUGUACCUGUGGAGGGUGUUUGCGCCGGAGGUCGUCGAGUUCUGCUACCGCCUCCUGUACAUGCACCGCCAUGGCGGUGGCGACCAGACCGAUGCGCCGAGCAAGACGAUGGCCCAGGGUGGCGGGAAGCAGAUGCUGUACCCCUCCUCGCUGCGCUCUUCGGACGUCAAAAGCGACUAGAAACUAAGCUUUAGGUGUGGAUGCUAAGCUUUAGUAGUUUGUAAUCCCGAAUAAGCUGUGUUGUGUGUUUGUAAUAUUAGUUCUGUGUUUGAGACUGCGUGUCGAUCGACUCGUUGGUGUCUUGAAUAAUGCUUUGCACUGGUCAUAAUCUGAAAAUUUCAUUAAAAAAUAGUAAAUUUUCCUGCAA
Messenger RNA from Triticum dicoccoides, 4281 nucleotides. RefSeq lists its product as uncharacterized. Lineage: Eukaryota; Viridiplantae; Streptophyta; Magnoliopsida; Poales; Poaceae. Gene Ontology annotation, biological process: positive regulation of translation. The coding region runs from base 36 to 4094 and encodes 1352 amino acids. Gene Ontology annotation, cellular component: chloroplast stroma. The transcript is spliced from 16 exons. The record is from RefSeq and is a predicted model, not a curated record. Gene Ontology annotation, molecular function: rRNA primary transcript binding; mRNA binding; protein binding.